AUGGUAUUUAAUAUUACUUUAUUUAUUCAUAUACUAAUUGUGUAUUCAACUAAUAUCAAAUAUUCACCAAUAAUGCUUAAAUCAAUUUUAAUCUUGUCAAUAUUAUCUAUUGUAUUUUCAUUGGUCAAAGUUAAAUGUGCUGUGGUGGCAUCUGAAAAUGAAAUGGAUCGAUACCCAUUUAUGCCUUAUGAGUUACCAUAUGCACACGAUGAACUUGAUCAAUAUUAUUAUCCAAAUCUACGUGAUUCAUUAGUUCGACGUCUUAUGAAAAGAAAAUAUUAUAUAUCACAAAGACUUGACUGUAUUAUUAAAAUAAUAAAUAGAUUAAUUACAUCAUGUUAUCAUUUAAUUCAUAUAGAGAUACAUUUAUCAUUUCAAAAGAAACAAAAUGCAAAGAAACAAUGUAAUUGUAUUAUGAUUAAAAAAACUGCAAAAUAA
Molecule: messenger RNA, 438 nt
Organism: Schistosoma mattheei
Lineage: Eukaryota; Metazoa; Platyhelminthes; Trematoda; Strigeidida; Schistosomatidae
Source: the annotation of a GenBank genome assembly